AUGGCGUCACUCACUUCCAGCUUAUUCCUACGCAAAGACCCACCGUCUCCAAAAUCUUCACUUGACGAUGCAGAUAUCAUUCCUGAAGUCUCAGCUUCAAUCUUCAGUCUUCUUUCGUUCGGCUGGUUGACGCCCUUGCUGUCUCUGGGCUAUAUGAGGCCACUCCAAGCUACUGAUCUCUACAAGCUCCCACAGGAUCGUUCGGCAGCUCAUGUAGCAGACAUUAUACUCUCAUCAUUCGAAGAACGGCGUAGAAAAGCUGAUGAGUAUAACACACAGCUUGCCCACGGUGAUAUUAGCCCUGGUCUUAAAGGUCUAUGGUGGUCGGUCACAGGCAAUCGAGCCGAACGGGAAACACGAUGGAGGGAAACUGAUGGAAAACGUCAAGCAAGCCUCAUUCUAGCCAUCAACGACAGUGUCAAGUGGUGGUUUUGGUCCGCUGGUGCCCUAAAGGUUAUAGGAGAUACUGCACAAGUAACAAGUCCGCUUGCCAUCAUCAACUUUGCCACAGAGUCUUAUGCCAAUCACUUUACUGGAGAACCGGUGCCCUCUAUUGGUCUGGGUAUUGGCUUGUCAUUCGCCCUCCUUGCUUUGCAAUUUGCAAGCUCGUGGUCUAGCAACCAUUCUUUCUACCGUAGCAUGUCAAGUGGUGUCUUAGUCCGCGGAGGGCUCAUUGCUGCCAUCUACUCGCGCUCUCUUCGUCUUUCUGGUCGAUCUCGUUCAACCCUUAGCAACGGGAAGCUGGUGAAUCAUAUCUCAACGGAUGUGUCUCGAAUCGACAAUUGCUUCGCGUUUUUCCAUAUGACUUGGACUGCUCCCAUCCAACUCGCCAUUUGUCUCGUCUUGUUAAUCCUAAAUCUGGGUCCUAGUGCACUGGCCGGCUUUGCAGUGUUUUUUGCAGUUGCUCCAUUUCAGAGCAUAUUCGUAACCCAUUUAAUCAGGCUGAGAAAAAGCAGUAUGGAAUGGACUGAUAAGCGCUCAAAACUCCUCCAAGAAUUGUUCAGUGGUAUAAAGGUCAUCAAACUCUUCGCAUGGGAAAUUCCGUUCCUUAAACGUGUAUCUUCCUUCCGACAAAAAGAAAUGGGAUAUAUCCAGUCUCUACUCAUUCUUCAAACAGGAGUGACCGCUAUGGCUAUGUCAUUGCCUAUCCUAUCUUCUAUCGUCGCUUUCAUUACCUACUCCUUGUCAGGCCAUGCGCUCGAUCCAGCCAACGUAUUUUCUUCCCUCUCUCUGUUUCAGAUGAUCAUGGCACCAAUGGCGUUACCGAUGGCAUUGAGUGCCGUUGCCGAUGCAUAUAAUGCUCUCACCCGCCUUAAGGACGUAUUCGAGGCUGAAUUAUUGGAGGAGACAGCGAUAUUCGACAAAGAUUCGGAAUCGGAUGUUGCCAUCAAAGUACAAGGCGCAAGCUUUACCUGGGAUAGCUCUCCCAAACAUGCAGAACAGGAGCAGCCUGAAGGUUCUAACUCGGAUGAAAAGGACGAUGACGAGAAUAUAUUCAAGUUGACUGAUAUUGACAUGUCAAUUCCGCGCGGACAACUGUGUGCCAUUGUUGGUGCAGUGGGUGCGGGUAAAACGUCUUUACUGCAAGGCCUUGUUGGCGAGAUGCGUAAAACAGCCGGUUCCGUUACCUUUGGAGGCACUGUUGGAUACUGUGCACAAACCGCGUGGAUUCAGAAUGCCACGAUUCGCGAGAACGUUUGUUUUGGAAGACUUUUCGAGGAACAGAGGUACUGGAAAGCCAUCCGCGAUGCCUGCUUGGAACCUGAUUUGGAAAUACUGCCCAAUGGCGAUCUUACAGAAGUUGGUGAGAAGGGUAUCUCACUUUCUGGCGGACAAAAACAACGGGUCAACAUUUGUCGCUCUAUAUACUGCAAUGCUGAUAUACAGAUAUUCGAUGAUCCCUUGUCGGCUCUCGAUGCCCACGUCGGAAAAGACUUGUUCCAGGAUGUUUUCAAGGAGAAUCUACAAGGGAAAACCCGUGUGCUUGUAACGCACGCUCUUCAUUUUCUCCCCCACGUGGAUUACAUAUACACCAUUGUCGAUGGCCAAAUAGCAGAGCGAGGUACAUAUUCCGAGCUCAUGGAAAAUGAUGGCGCAUUCUCCAAAUUUGUCUGUGAGUACGGGUCGAGGGAACAAUCCGAUGAUAGCGAACAGAAUGACCAGGAAAGGACUCCCAAGAAAGCGAAAGAUCUUGAAAGUGCGCUCCCAGGUAAAACGAUGAUGACUGAGGAAGAACGAAAUACCGGUGCUAUCAGUAGUACCAUCUACGGAGAGCUCUUCAGAGCAGGAAAUGGAUUCGCCCUUGCCCCUCUGUUGCUUUUUGCUGUGAUCCUGACGGAAGGUUGUAACCUGAUGUCAUCAUAUUGGCUUGUUUACUGGCAAGAAAGGAAGUGGCCACAACCCCAGGGAUUCUAUAUGGGAAUAUAUGCUGGUAUCGGCGUUUCCCAAGCGUUAAGUAGUUUUUUAACAGGGUCUAUGUUUAUCUUCUUUGUGAUACAUGCUUCGCAAAUUUUACAUGAUGUAACUAUAAAACGCGUCUUGUACUCGCCAAUGAGUUUUUUCGAAACGACUCCACUAGGACGCAUUAUGAACCGGUUCACUAAAGGCAUCAUAGACAUGGACACAUUGGAUAACGUCCUUGGAGGCUCUCUACGAUUGUUGGUUUCAACCGGUGCUUCAGCCCUUGGAUCUAUUAUCUUCAUAUCUGUCAUUGUGCCGUGGUUCCUUAUUGCGAUCGCUGUCGUUUCAGUGUUCUAUUUCUAUGCUGGGUUAUUUUACCGUGCCAGUGCUAGGGAGAUCAAGCGGCUUGACGCCAUUCUGCGGUCCUCAUUAUACUCCCACUUUUCUGAAUCGCUUACGGGUUUGACUACCAUCAGAGCAUAUGGUGAAGUUCCGCGUUUCCAAGCUGAAAACGAGAAACGCAUGGACAUUGAAAACCGUGCAUGUUGGCUCACAGUGACAAACCAGGCAAGUAUGAUUACGCUCAAAGGAAGAACUGCCAACGGACUUUUUUUUCAGAUGUGGCUUGGCAUGCGUCUUGAUUUUCUCGGUGCAAUACUCACCUUCAUCGUUGCAAUAAUUGCCGUAGCCACACGGUUCAGCAUCUCUCCCGCCCAGACUGGCGUGAUAUUAUCCUUCAUUCUGUCAGUUAACCAAAUGUUUCAUAUGAUGGUUCACCUGAGUGCGGAAGUAGAGAACAACAUGAAUGCGGUGGAGCGUAUCGUACACUAUGCCAACCAAGAAGAGCAGGAGCCUCCCCAUCAGCUCGAUGAAUCCGCCUUGCCUGCUUCAUGGCCCUCGGAAGGCCAAGUGGAGUUGAAGGAUGUGGUCAUGAAGUACCGUCCUGAGCUUCCUCCAGUUCUGAAGGGUCUUUCAAUGUCGAUAAAACAAGGGGAAAAGAUAGGGAUUGUCGGCCGCACUGGUGCUGGAAAAUCGUCUAUCAUGGCAGCCCUUCUCCGUAUCGUAGAACUAGAAUCUGGUUCUAUAUCGAUCGACGGUGUUGACAUAUCUACUGUGGGUCUGAUGAAAUUGCGGAGUGGGCUUUCUAUCAUUCCUCAGGAAGCUGUGAUUUCUGGUACACUGAGAUCGAAUCUAGACCCGUUUGAGUUGCACGAUGAUGCGCGGCUCUGGGAUGCAUUGAAGCGAUCAUAUCUCGUCGAACAAGAAUCACAGCCUGAAGGUGCACACGACGAGAAGACUUCAGACGCUCGAUUCAAUUUAGACAGCCAAAUCGAUGAGGAUGGUAGCAAUCUUUCGGUCGGAGAGCGAUCCUUAGUGUCAUUAGCACGGGCUUUAGUCAACGAUACAACAGUGCUCAUUUUAGACGAAGCGACGGCAUCUGUUGACUAUAAAACUGAUCGCCAAAUACAAGACACUAUUAAAACAGAAUUCAAAGACAGGACGAUAUUAUGUAUUGCACAUCGUCUACGUACCAUUAUCUCGUACGACAGAAUCUGCGUGCUUGAUGGAGGCUGUGUUGUGGAAUUCGAUACGCCGAAUACACUCUAUUCUACGCCCAACAGCAUCUUCAGAGAAAUGUGUGAUCGUUCUUCCAUUUCUUUGCACGAUAUUCUUUCCGAGUCUAAAAGGAAGGAGACGGAGUAA
This is a messenger RNA of Serpula lacrymans var. lacrymans S7.9, 4104 nucleotides long. RefSeq lists its product as uncharacterized. Bases 1 to 4104 code for a protein of 1367 amino acids. Gene Ontology annotation, biological process: transmembrane transport. The transcript is spliced from 25 exons. Gene Ontology annotation, cellular component: membrane. Lineage: Eukaryota; Fungi; Basidiomycota; Agaricomycetes; Boletales; Serpulaceae. The record is from RefSeq and is a predicted model, not a curated record. Gene Ontology annotation, molecular function: ATP binding; ABC-type transporter activity; ATP hydrolysis activity.